Molecule: messenger RNA, 1132 nt
Organism: Dicrocoelium dendriticum
Lineage: Eukaryota; Metazoa; Platyhelminthes; Trematoda; Plagiorchiida; Dicrocoeliidae
Source: the annotation of a GenBank genome assembly
GGUGCAGAUUGUUUUAGUUGUUUGUACAUUUUAUCACGCUCUCCAUUUUUGAAGUUGUGAUUGUGUUAUCGCUAAUGUUACUUUGCAAUUAUCGAAAGUGUAAACAGCCCUUGAAAAUAUGUGCUAUAGCAACAAUAUGUCGACAUAUUUUCUGCGUUGAACAUAAUCCAUCUCUUAUAAGGACGGCAGAUGGUCUAGUGCAUUGCCCUGUGUGCCGCAACCGACUGAAAGAUAACUGUGAAAUAAUGGAGGUGGAUCUACAGCCAUGUGAACAGUUUAAGACAAUGAUAUUGCUGGGCCAAAGCCCAGAAACCAUUUUUGAUAUUUGCAAAUAUGCAAUAGAAUUUUAUUUUUACCAAAAAAACCAGGAAGUUAAAUACUAUGAAUAUCUCAAUUUCAAGUUGAAUGAGAAAGUGAAAACCAUACAAGCGCAAUGUAAGUCACUGUUAGCAAGUUAUGAGGGGAAGAAUCACAGAUUGCAAACUGAGAAAGAUGCGUUAGCUAAGGAAUGUGAAGAGUUAAGAGAUAACCUAGUGGCGGCAGGUCAAAAAAUUUCCCAACUUGAGUCGAACCUCCGUAAGCUUUCGAUACAAAAGUUACCGGCUUUCGAGAAACUGGACGACGGACACCCAAGGCCUGUUCUCCAAGCGCUUUCGGAUGAGACUGUCCGUUCAAAGUUUCCGAGGUGUUCACCUGAUUCCACCUGCGCCUAUGCCAGUCCAGUCAACUCUUCAUCCAUAGCUGGCUUCCAGCCAUUUAAUUUCAGGAAGCGCUUGGAAAGCUUCAAUAUUUUUGCCGGCAUGCGCCCAUCUCCAAUGCGAGCUAGUGAUAGAGAACGCACCAUGCAAGACUUUAGCGAAAACCCCAGAAACCAUUCCAUGCUGUCUAUUAAAAACUUGUUUCGUUAGCCUAUGUGCCUUAAAUGCUUCCUUUAAAUAUUCGUUUUUUCCAGUGUCAUUUUGUGGAUUUGACUGUUUUGAUAAUGCAUCAUCGGAUUAAAGGUUUCCUUUGUUUUUCAUAUCUGUAGAUGAAACCACUAAACGCUCUAAUGGCGUCAAAACUUUUACCCUCGAAUACGUGGUAACUUUGCUUACUGUUAUCUAAUAAAAUAAGAAAUAGUCUUUUUCGUUUG